Molecule: messenger RNA, 3236 nt
Organism: Colletes gigas
Lineage: Eukaryota; Metazoa; Arthropoda; Insecta; Hymenoptera; Colletidae
Gene: EndoA
Product: endophilin-A
Exons: 13
Coding region: 229-1476 (415 amino acids)
Biological process (GO): synaptic vesicle uncoating
Cellular component (GO): cytoplasm; glutamatergic synapse; presynapse
Molecular function (GO): protein binding
Source: RefSeq, a predicted model, not a curated record
GAGUCGGUGGUGCUCGUGGUGCUCGCGGUCCACGCGGAUCUCUAGGCGAUCUAGAACUUUACUUGCGUGUCCUACACGAUCAUAGGCUCUGAUCGCCUAUAAUUCUUCCUCAUCGAGCUUUGGUGCAUCUCCCUAGGGCCGAUUUAACCUUUCGAGGGUGUCACGUAUCCUGCCAUCGAACGCGCUAGACUUGGCUGUUUCGCAGGAAGAUAAAGACAAGCUAUCACCAUGGCGUUUGCAGGGUUAAAGAAACAGAUUAACAAGGCCAAUCAGUAUAUGACAGAGAAGAUGGGCGGUGCGGAAGGAACCAAGCUCGACGUCGACUUUAUGGAUAUGGAGAGGAAAACAGAUGUCACAUACGAGUUGGUGGAAGAAUUACAGCUGAAAACGAAGGAGUUUCUUCAGCCAAAUCCGACAGCAAGAGCGAAGAUGGCGGCGGUCAAAGGCAUUAGCAAACUCAGCGGGCAGGCGAAAGCUUCGACUUACCCUCAACCGGAAGGUGUUCUCGGCGAUUGCAUGCUUACCUAUGGCAAGAAGCUUGGCGAUGAUAGUGUUUUCGCUCAGGCUCUUAUUGAAAUGGGCGAGGCUAUGAAGCAGAUGGCAGACGUAAAAUAUUCGUUGGAUGACGCCAUUAAGCAGAACUUCCUGGAACCAUUGCACCAUUUGCAGACUAAAGAUCUUAAAGAAGUGAUGCAUCACCGGAAAAAACUUCAAGGACGAAGGCUGGAUUUCGAUUGCAAGCGAAGACGUCAAGCAAAAGCAGCCGGGAAAAGAUCUACCAGUCCACAUUUUGGAAGUCCAGUAAAGUCAUCGUCACCGUAUACCGGUUCUCACGUUUCAGACGACGAGAUACGUCAGGCCGAAGAGAAGUUUGCAGAGAGCCUUCAUUUGGCACAAUUGGGCAUGUUCAAUUUAUUGGAGAAUGAUGUGGAACAAGUGGCACAGUUGGCAACAUUCAGCGAAGCUCUUCUAGACUAUCAUCAGCAGUGUACCGAAGUUUUGAGAACAUUAACAGAAACGCUUUUAGAGAAGAAAGAUGAAGCAGCGAACAAACCAAAACUGGAAUUCGUGCCGAAGACUUUGGCUGAUUUACACGUCGACGCAUUACCUCCAUCGGAUGCUAUAAACGGUGGGAACUACUCUCUUCACGGGGCAAGUCGAGCCGGGUCUCCGAUCCAUGACGGGAAGCGCUCACAGCUCGAGCUAUUUCCGGCCGGAAACCCGCCACAAUCUGCCAAUGCUUCUCCGUUGCCAUCUCCGAGUAAAUCUCCAGCAAGGACUCCUAUGGCAAGACAACCUUGUUGCACGGCUUUGUAUGAUUUUGAACCGGAAAAUCCUGGAGAACUCGGGUUCAAAGAAAACGAUACGAUUACUUUGAUUCAGAAAAUCGACGAGAAUUGGUUCCAAGGUAGCGUGAACGGUCGCACCGGUUAUUUCCCAGUAACUUACGUGCAAGUCGUAGUACCGUUACCUUAAGAGGAUGUCAUGCGUCUCAAAACCAAAGACCCUGCAUUCGUUCACCAGCGUCUCCAGCAAAAUUAUCUUACGCUCCAAUUAGCCUAAAUCUCUAUUCAAGACUUCUCUACUAUCACUUACGUUAUAUGGUCCCAAGCUUGUUCGAUCUACGGAUUCAGAGUUCCUCUGUCUUAUUUUGUUUCUUUCGUCUAUUGUCCCAAGAAUAGAUGUAUACGCAUGUUAAUGUACAUAUAUAAUGUUAUAGUGUCUUUUAUUGACGUAAGGACCUUCGCGCGCGCAGAUACAUACAAACAUGAUUACACGGUAAAACAUACGGAUAUAUACACACUAAAGUACCUACGAUUACAGUCCACUGUCAAGGGUGGCUCAUUUCUCGCGUUCUGUACCAUUUCAUGUCAUGAUGUAACAUCUUCGUUAGUUUCUCUCACUAAAGUUCAAUUGCACAAAGAUAUCAGAUCACCAAGACUGCAUUGAAAUUCGAGUAGCAAAAACGUUCGAAUACUCUUACGUCAAGUAUUUUAAUUUACACCAUUAUCAUCGUAUUAUGUAUUAUGUAGUGAAACUUUAAGUUACUUCUUUUUUGAGAGAUAAUGCUUGAUCAGUUCGUGAUCAAGUUUCACUUUAUGAUUUCAUUGGUCAGCUAAGCAAUCGAAGCGUAAUACAUCAUUUACAAGAAAGCCAUCUUAUGUUGUACAUGUUUUUUAUAUACGUUUAUUUGUUGUUUGUUAAAGCGCACGGUUCUUCAUAUAAAAUUCGUUCAUCGAAUCAUGGUGUACAUUUUGAGUUGGUCCGCAUAGCGCAGCGAAAACCGUACUCGUAUAAUAUAUUCGUGCAUUGUAUAGCGAUUCGUUCCCCAGUCCUCCGGUCGUUUGAAGUUACUCGAACGUUUCCUAUUCUUUUUAAUCAUUUAGGUGACACCGAAUAGAAAUUAGGAUUUAGUUUUAAACGAUGUUUAAAAUGGCGGCGAAUCUCUUUCACGAAGUCGUUAGCAAUUAACAGAGUAAACAAUUAGAUUAUCUACAACUCUGUUUAUUACUUUGCAUUGCGAUUGCUUCAAGUCAUAAGAAAACAAACUAUACAUGUAUUUUAGAUUCCUUUGCCCUUAGUUCUACAUUUAUUGAUAUUAGCGUGUUGAAAUUGUUUAGAAAUUAUUUAGCAUUGUUAACGAUAAUAUCUUAAAUGACUUCUUUGAAUGAAUUCAAAUUGCUGAUGUAGUAAAGCAUCUAAUUUUUUCUGCGCCCUCCCCUAAUCCCAAUGUAAUUCCAAGUUCUGGAAUAGAGAAAAGAUAUUAAUCUAAAUCAGAGUACUUAUCACAAUUAUGUAUUCGCGUUACAGAUAUUUAAUUCGUAUCCUUUACUGACUUUGGAUGAGAGUGUAACCGCCAGAAUAAUGAAAGUAAUUGAAAAUCUUGGUUAUUUGUUGCCACAUGGAUUUUAGGUAAUCUUCAACAAAUAUUUGCUAAGCAUAAUAUAAUAAUUAUAGAGUAUGUAACUUACACAUAUGUUGUCGAUGAUGGCGACAACGGUGAUGACUACGACGAUGGCAUUAUUAUUAUUAAUAUUCGCAUAUUUUUCCAUUACUGUUACGGAAGAUACAUUUAUAUCGUAAAACGUUCUUGGCCUUACAUUCUAAAUCGUUCCAAAGGCAAUUUCGUAUAGUUGGUAUUUAUGAAUUUCGCGGCACUUUGAACAGCGUUUCAGUUAAUGCAUUUAUGUUACUUAAUAAUUAUUGUGGUAGUCGUACGAAUUAAAAAUAAUACU